Mycotypha africana is the source of this 1252-nucleotide messenger RNA. RefSeq lists its product as uncharacterized. The record is from RefSeq and is a predicted model, not a curated record. The coding region runs from base 222 to 1154 and encodes 310 amino acids. The transcript has a single exon. NCBI's taxonomy places the organism in Eukaryota, Fungi, Mucoromycota, Mucoromycetes, Mucorales, Mycotyphaceae.
AUUCUGAAACAUCCCUCGAAGCAGACUCCACGAUUGAUCCACAGCUUAACCAUGCGACUGCAAUCCGCGCUAUUUGCGAUCCUACCAGCUCGUCUAUACACCAGACGGCUGCUCUAUUUCAAGAAUCUAACAGUGAAGUCACCCUCGGAUUGGGACUUGCCACAGCCUCUCGACGAGGCAUCAAUUCAGGAACUAACUUGGUGGCACGACAAUCUAGAGAAAUGGAACGGUCGGUCAUUUAUUCCAACCUCCCCUCAAGAGACAAUCUUUGUAGAUGCAAGCAACUCGGGCUGGGGCUGUACAUGGAACAACCAGACAACGCAUGGAUAUUGGACGCCCAACGAAGCAGCCUAAUCAAUCAAUUGGCGAGAGCUCAAGGCAGCUUGGUUAGCAAUGCAGUCUUUUCCAACACUGAAGGACACCACGAUUCUGAUUCGUACAGACAAUCGAACCAGUCUAGCUUACAUCAACAAGCAAGGGGGAACGCGUUCUUUGCAUCUGCUAAAUUUAGCAAUCGACAUUUGGAACUGGUGCCUCCAACGCAACAUCGUCAUUCAGGCUCAACACAUUCAAGGCAUUCAGAAUACGAUUGCCGACUUCGAAUCUCGUCGUCAAUUCCAGAAGAACCAGUGGCAAAUUCUUCCCUCGGUGUUUACACGGAUAAACCAAAUUUGGGGUCCAUUCGACGUAGAUCUUUUUGCGAAUCGAACGACCUUCCUCCUACCAAGAUACGUGUCAUGGCUUCCGGAUCCGGGGCCAUGGCAUGUCGACGCAUUUACUCUCAAUUGGCGGAUCCUGGACAAUCCAUUUAUCAAUCCCCCCUGGAAUCUGAUAUCUCGGGUCCUUACCAAGCUACUUCGAGACCAAGUCUCUCAAGCGGUCAUAGUAGUCCCGUUUUGGACAAGUGCGCUGUGGUUUCCCCUCCUUUGCUCCAUGGCCAAAGCACCAUCUUUAUUCCUCCACCGUUGUCAGGUUCAAUCGACAACGGUACACAGUACCCACCCUCUCCACAGGAAUCAGCAUUGGAAACUAUCCGUUUGGAAAGUAUCCGGUCUAAGUUUCUAAACCAGGGUCUUUCGGAUCCUGCUAUUCACUCCCUCAUGUCCAAGUACGACACCUCGUCUCCUUCCUUCAAAAACUAUCGAAAAUAUUAGUUACUGUUUAUUGACUGGUGUACUCAGGCUCUCCUCGAUAUCCCCAGCUUCACCCCCGCUACUUUAAUCAAUUUUCUAUCUUACCUCCACACGACUUA